Molecule: messenger RNA, 2025 nt
Organism: Hydatigera taeniaeformis
Lineage: Eukaryota; Metazoa; Platyhelminthes; Cestoda; Cyclophyllidea; Taeniidae
Source: the annotation of a GenBank genome assembly
AUGAACCUAUGUCUAGUCUCAUGUCCUGAUGAAAUACUGAAACAAAUUUCUGCCUCUGGUUGUGUGAGAUACUUCAAAGCUCUGACGGUCCUCAAUAUUGGUUUUCUACCUAUUGAAUCCCAUAUAUUUUCUAUUAACUGUUAUGAUACGGCGUGGCUCUACACAUGUCCUGUGGAUCGUGUGCCAGAUGUGAAUAACCGGUUGGAGAAUCUCGCUGAACACAUUGCAACACUGUGUGUAACCUUAAAUGAAUAUCCCAAAAUCCGAUAUAGAAAGCGUUCAUGUAACUUUGAACUCGCACAAUUUAUUCAGCUGAAGCUGGCAAAACACAAGGAAGAUAAUCCCCAGUUAGGUCAAGGCUUGCAUAAAGAUCGCAGCAUUCUCCUUCUGCUGGACAGAGGUUUUGACCCUCUCACUCCUCUUCUUCACGAUCUUACAUUGCAAUCACUGAUUCGGGAUCUUAAAGAACUCGAUGGCAACAGCUACAAGUAUGGGAAGGAUCAGGAAUAUGAGCUCACAGACAAGGACAAACUAUGGAAGGAGUUGCGUAACGAGCAUAUCGCAGAUGUGUCCAAAUCUCUGCCUACACGGCUUAGAGCGUUUGCAGAGAGCAAACGGCAUUUCUUAGCCUCAACAAAGAAGGCGGAUGAGAUUGCGAGUGGAACUAGUAGUCUACGUGGCUCAUUGGAGUCUAUUACUAGUGUGGGCACCUCCUCCUAUGGUGUGGUGAAUUAUGGGGCCGAUGUACCUCCUGAUGCUAACUCAAACGCCUCUAAACUCAGCAGUGCUGCCCAUCUGCGUGCCCUUCAAGCCAUGGUGCAUGAGAUGCCGCAGUACCAAAAGGAAGCAGCCAGCUACAACGCCCUCGUCUCCAUUACUGACUACUGUCUGUCCGCUUGCCGAGAAAAUAUUAACACUAUUUGUACUGUGGAACAGGAUCUAGUCAUGGGACAAACCGCGCAUGGUGAUGCUUUGUCGGAUCCGAUGAUGGCCUUAGUGAAUGUGUUGAAGCCCGACUCAAUGUCCGAAGUGGACAGAUUUCGACUAAUUUUGAUCUACAUCAUAACACAAGGUGGUAUAUUAGAGGCAAACUUGGAAAAGCUCCUUGACUAUGCCAGACUCUCGUUGACCUACAAAUCUCUCGUUGCAGCAAUGUCCUCCAUCAUGGGUGCACGGUUGAUUACCAGCAUUGAUGGAUCGUUUGAUUCACCACUGUUUAGAGGUUUGCCGAGUCUCGCAUCGGCCCCUUCUUUCAUUCAGCACUACUUGCCCAUCAAAGGAAAACGGUUGCAUGAUGUGGAUGAAAACUCCUAUGCUCUCUCACGUUGGGUGCCUUAUCUUGAUGAUCUACUUGAGAAGUGUAUCUCGGACAGUCUGGACUCUCAGUGCUUCCCUUACCUGCCGGGUGUUCAGGGAUGCUUGUCGAAAGUGGAUUCCUCCCUAAAGCCGCCUGACCAAUUAGCAACUCCAACCAGUGGUGACUUACGCGGUCCUUCGGCACGUUUCCGUGCACCCUCGCCUCAGCCUCCAUCGUCGACUGGGACUAGCGGUAUCAGCGGCUCGGCAGGAAGCAUACCCGCAUCACCCGAAACUAGUAACCGGCAUUCGCAGGGUUCUGACAGUGGGCGCAACACUACGAUUGCUGAUGACUCCAUUUUUGGCCAAACUUCCAUGUCCGAUCACUGUGGUCCACGACUCAUUGUUUUUGUGACUGGGGGGAUCACUUGGCCGGAAACGCGUGUCUGCUAUUCUGCCACCCAAAGGUGCGUUGAGGCGCGCCUGGCAGCAAGCGACAGAUCGUCGGGUCCACCAACAGGAAUGCCCGUGAAGAAUCGUGUUCACCUCGGGAAACACUCACGUAGGUCCGGUGGACUCUCACUAUCCUCCUCCCCUCCUAGCAGUCAGCACGUGCUGAAGAACGGCGGUGGAACCGGAUGGAAUUGGGAGGUUGUCCUAGGGGGAACUGGUGUCCUUACUCCCAAACAAUUCAUCAGAAAUUUGCAGAAUCUUGCAGACUACUCAUGA